This is a messenger RNA of Plasmodium fragile, 1182 nucleotides long. RefSeq lists its product as uncharacterized. Gene Ontology annotation, biological process: peptidyl-arginine methylation. The record is from RefSeq and is a predicted model, not a curated record. Bases 1 to 1182 code for a protein of 393 amino acids. Gene Ontology annotation, molecular function: protein-arginine N-methyltransferase activity. Lineage: Eukaryota; Apicomplexa; Aconoidasida; Haemosporida; Plasmodiidae. Gene Ontology annotation, cellular component: nucleus. The transcript has a single exon.
AUGAAUCAGAACAAAUUCGAAAUGAGGGAAGGCGUGUACAAUGAAAAGGGAGGCAGGGGUAACAACGGGGACAUUGAACCCGAGGGAUUUAACGCAGAAGAGUUGCAAAGCUUUUUUACCACUUGGAAAAAAUUCUGCAAAGAAAAAAUAAACGAAGUAGGGGAGAGAAAAAAUUUCCUCGUUUUUGACAAGGAGAAGGAUCUGGACGGUGGAAACAAUGAGUAUUUUAAUUCAUACAACUAUAUCCACAUACAUGAGGACAUGAUAAAGGAUGAAGUGAGGACAAGGACUUACUACGAUGCCAUUAGGAAGAACCAACAUUUAAUAAAGGACAAAAUAGUGUUAGACGUGGGAUGCGGAACAGGAAUCCUCUCCUUCUUUGCUGCCAUGUCGGGGGCAAAGCAUGUAUACAGUAUUGAAAAAAGUAACAUCAUCUACACAGCGUUAAAAAUUAGAGACGAAAAUAAUUUAACAGACAAAAUAACUUUCUUGAAAGGACUGGCUGAAGAAAUCGAACUUCCGGUAGAUAAGGUCGACAUAAUAAUAUCAGAGUGGAUGGGUUAUUGUCUCUUGUAUGAAAAUAUGCUGGACACGGUUCUUUACUGUAGAGACAAAUGGCUAAGGGAAGGAGGAUUGCUUUUUCCGGAUAAGGCAUACAUGUACAUUGCUGGCAUUGAAGAUAGUUUAUAUAGGGAAGAAAAAUUUGACUUUUGGAAAAAUUGUUAUGAACUAAAUUACACUUCAGUUUUGCCAAUAUUAAAGGAAGAAGUCGUUAUUGAUUAUGUAGACAAAAAUUUUAUCGUAACUGAUACAUGCUGUAUACUAGAUUUGGACUUAAACACUUGCACAAAGGACGACUUAUCCUUUGCUUCUCCCUUUCGAUUAAAAAUGAUCAAAAGGGAUUAUUUGCAUGCACUGGUCAUAUGGUUUGAUGUUUCAUUUUCUGCGUGCCACACAGACAUCAGCUUUACCACUGGGCCAUACGGGGGACACACACAUUGGAAGCAGAUCGUGCUGUAUACGGACCACGUACUCACUGUGGAGAAACACGAAGUGAUGCGCGGAAUGUUUGCGCUUAGGAAAAACGGCAAGAAUAAUAGGCACAUCGACAUGAAGCUUCAUUACGUUUUCGAAGGCGCCCACACACGCGCGCGCGCCACGCAGUUCUUCAACAUAAGCUGA